Rhinichthys klamathensis goyatoka is the source of this 1710-nucleotide messenger RNA. It is a transcript of the gene gxylt2, whose product is annotated as glucoside xylosyltransferase 2. The record is from RefSeq and is a predicted model, not a curated record. Lineage: Eukaryota; Metazoa; Chordata; Actinopteri; Cypriniformes; Leuciscidae. Gene Ontology annotation, molecular function: UDP-xylosyltransferase activity. The transcript is spliced from 7 exons. Gene Ontology annotation, biological process: protein O-linked glycosylation via N-acetylgalactosamine. The coding region runs from base 159 to 1487 and encodes 442 amino acids.
UUCAUAUACGUGUGUGAUAUCGGUGCUAAGCUGGGCAGCAUCGUCUUCAUCAUCACAGUACAAAUGAAGAAGUAUGGCUGCACACUACAAAUAUGUCCCCAUGUUUUAACCAGAGCCAUGGUUGAGACAUUUCCACGCGAACAGAGCACUUUUUUACCAUGAGAAUUUACAGCAAGAUCGUGGCGAUCGUGGUAUGCUUUGGAGUUUUCCUACUUUUGUACUUUUUCGGGGGGAACGCUGCGGACGAGCCGCCGCUUAAAGAAGUUGCGAAAGAAAAACAUUUUCCAUCCUUCAAUCAUGUCGCGGAUUUUCCACCGGCGAAAGAAUCGAAACAAAACCCAGAAAAGCCGCAAAAACCACCGAGGCUAAUCCGCAAAGAGCCGAAGUUGAGCAGCAGAGGAGGAGGGAAUGUCAUCGCAAAGACUCGGCAGAAGAGUGAGGUGGGGCACCCUGUGUCAAAGGUCACACGAGCAGAGGAUGUCAUGCACCUGGCAGUGGUGGCUUGUGGGAACCGUCUAGAUGAAACGCUCAACAUGGUGAAGUCAGCACUGCUCUUCAGCAUAAAGAAGAUCAAAUUUCACAUCUUUGCAGAGGAGGACCUUGCCGAACAAUUUGAAAAAGGGUUCAGUGUGUGGCCUCAGACGGUGUCCUCCAGGUUUCACUACAGCAUAUAUCCAAUCACCUUCUCUGUGGGGAAUGCAGAUGAAUGGAAGAAACUCUUCAAGCCAUGUGCUGCCCAGAGGCUGUUUCUUCCUGUGAUCCUAAAGGACGUGGACUCGCUGUUGUACGUGGACACAGAUGUUCUGUUUCUCCGCCCUAUGGAUGACAUCUGGAAGUUUCUGAAGGCUUUCAACAGCACUCAGCUAGCUGCCAUGGCCCCAGAGCACGAGAUCCCCAAGAUCGGCUGGUAUAGCCGCUUCGCAAGGCACCCCUUUUAUGGAGUCACAGGGGUCAAUUCAGGGGUCAUGCUAAUGAACCUCACACGGAUUCGUAGCACUCUGUUCAGGAACAGCAUGAUCGCCAGCGGUCUGUCGUGGGAAAAUCUGCUACACCCUCUCUAUCAGAAAUACAAGAACCACAUCACAUGGGGAGACCAAGACCUCCUCAACAUCAUCUUCCACUACAAUCCAGAGUGUCUGUACAUAUUUCCAUGCCAGUGGAACUACAGGCCAGAUCACUGCAUGUAUGGAAGCAAUUGCAAAGCUGGUGAAGAGGAGGGAGUGUCUAUUCUUCAUGGUAACCGUGGAGUGUACCAUGACGACAAGCAGCCCGCAUUUAGAGUGGUUUACGAUGCCAUACGUGAGUAUCCCUUUGAGGAGAACAUGUUCCAGUCUUUGUUUUACCCUCUUCAGACUAAGUUCCUAGACACAGUUAACACCCUUUGUGGAAGAAUACCACAGGUGUUCCUCAAACAGAUCGAGAAGACCAUGAAGGCUGUUUAUGAGAAAAAAGUGGUGCGCCAUGUCCGACUGCCACAUGAGAAAUGAGCCUCAGUUGCAUUUCAACAUCAUAAGGAAGAGUCUCUGCCUGCUUCUUGGAUCAGAGUGGGGUUUUUUUGUUUUCAUUGAAGACAAGCAAUGCCAGAAGCAAGCUACAUUUGGUCCAUUACGCCCAGUAUGAGCUUCAUGAGCCAGCGGAGUUGGAGAUUUAAGCAGGAACGAGAAGCAGUUUUGGUCUGCUGGAGGGAGACAGAGAAGUCUCCAAAUGCAU